GUCCCGUCCCAUCAGUCCUGACCUGUUCCACCGUGGCCGCGGGACUCAACGCUGUCCUCGCCAGCACCGCCGCCAGACAUGAACGUGACGAUGGAUGGUCCUCGUUCAGACGUGGGCCGCUGGGGCGGGAACCCCUGGCAGCCCCCCACCACGCCUUCUCCAGAGCCGGAGUCCGACAGACGGUCUCGCGGAGGGGGCCGUUCCUUCUGGGCUCGCUGCUGUGGCUGCUGCUCCUGCAGGAGGGGGACAGAUGAUGACUCGGGGCCUGAGCCCCACGGAGACCGAGGCUCUGGCUCCAGGGGUCGAGGGUCAAGCUCUGCACGCCGAAGACCUAACUCCCGGGGCUCAGACUCCCGCCCGCCUGUCUCCCGGGGCAGUGGUGUGAAUGCAGCUGGAGACGGCACAAUCCGAGAGGGCAUGCUGGCGGUGACUGGUGUGGAUCUGCUGAGUUCACGCUCGGGCGAGAACCGCCGAGAGCAUCACACAGAUGAGUAUGAGUACGACGAAUUGAUCUUGCGCCGUGGGCAGGCUUUCCACAUGGUGCUCUUCCUGUCUCGGCCCUAUGAGUCCUCUGAUAGUAUCACCCUGGAACUGCACAUAGGAAACAACCCCGAGGUGGGCAAGGGCACCCACGUGAUCAUCCCAGUGGGCAAGGGGGGCAGUGGAGGCUGGAAGGCCCAGGUGACCAAGUCCAGUGGGCAGAACCUGAACUUGCGAGUCCACACCUCCCCCAAUGCCAUCAUCGGCAAGUUUCAGUUCACGGUCCGUACACACUCAGAGGCUGGCGAGUUCCUGUUGCCCUUUGACGCCCACAAUGAGAUCUACAUCCUCUUCAAUCCCUGGUGCCCAGAGGACAUCGUAUAUGUGGAGCAUGAGGAUUGGCGGCAGGAGUACGUGCUUAAUGAGUCUGGGAGAAUUUACUACGGGACUGAAGCACAGAUUGGCGAGCGAACCUGGAACUACGGCCAGUUUGACCAUGGUGUGCUGGAUGCCUGCCUAUACAUCCUGGACCGGCGGGGCAUGCCAUAUGGAGGCCGUGGGGACCCAGUCAGUGUUUCCCGGGUCAUCUCUGCCAUGGUGAACUCCUUGGAUGACAAUGGGGUCCUGAUUGGAAAUUGGUCUGGCGAUUACUCCCGAGGCACCAACCCAUCAGCCUGGGUGGGCAGUGUGGAGAUUUUACUCAGCUACCUACGCACUGGCUACUCUGUCCCCUAUGGCCAGUGCUGGGUCUUCGCUGGUGUGACCACCACAGUGUUGCGCUGCUUGGGCCUGGCCACUCGUACUGUCACCAACUUCAAUUCAGCGCAUGACACAGACACAUCCCUCACCAUGGACAUCUACUUUGAUGAGAACAUGAAACCUCUCGAGCACCUGAACCACGAUUCUGUUUGGAACUUCCAUGUGUGGAACGACUGCUGGAUGAAGAGGCCGGAUCUGCCCUCUGGCUUUGAUGGGUGGCAGGUUGUAGACGCCACACCCCAGGAGACCAGCAGUGGCAUCUUCUGCUGUGGCCCCUGCUCCGUGGAGUCCAUCAAGAAUGGCCUGGUCUACAUGAAAUAUGACACGCCCUUCAUUUUUGCCGAGGUGAACAGUGACAAGGUUUACUGGCAGCGGCAAGAUGACGGUAGCUUCAAGAUUGUAUACGUGGAGGAGAAGGCCAUUGGCACGCUCAUUAUCACAAAGGCCAUUGGCUCCAACAUGCGGGACAAUGUCACCAACAUCUAUAAGCACCCAGAAGGCUCAGAAGCAGAACGGAAGGCAGUGGAAACGGCAGCCGCCCACGGCAGCAAACCCAAUGUGUAUGCCACCCGGGACUCAGCUGAGGAUGUGGCGAUACAGGUGGAGGCCCAGGAUGCAGUGAUGGGGCAGGACCUGACUGUCUGUGUGGUGCUGACCAAUCGUGGCAGCAGCCGCCGCACUGUGAAGCUGCACCUCUACCUCUCAGUCACCUUCUAUACUGGCGUCACAGGGUCCGUCUUCAAGGAGAGCAAGAACGAAGUGGUGCUGGCCCCAGGGGCCUCGGACCGUGUGACCAUGCCCGUGGCCUACAAGGAAUAUCAGCCGCACCUCGUGGACCAGGGGUCCAUGCUGCUUAAUGUCUCGGGCCACGUCAAGGAGAACGGGCAAGUGCUGGCCAAGCAGCACACCUUCCGUCUGCGUACCCCAGACCUCUCCCUCACGUUAUUGGGAGCAGCCGUGGUUGGCCAGGAGUGCGAAGUACAGAUUGUCUUCAAGAACCCCCUGCCUGUCACUCUCACCGGCGUCAUCUUCAGGCUCGAGGGCUCCGGGUUACAGAGACCAAAGAUUCUCAACGUUGGCAACAUUGGGGGCAACGAGACAGUGACACUGCGCCAGACGUUCGUGCCUGUGCGACCAGGCCCCCGCCAACUCAUCGCCAGCUUGGACAGCCCACAGCUCUCCCAGGUGCACGGUGUUAUCCAGGUGGAUGUGGCCCCGGCCUCUGGAGGUGGGGGCGUCUUCUCAGAUGCCGGAGACAACAGCCGCUCAGGAGAGACCAUCCCUAUGGCUUCUCGAGGUGGGGCUUAGCCCUGAGCCAAGAGCGAUGGGACUAGGGUCAAAUGAACAAGGACAUUGCCAUAGGACAGGGCCCGCUGCAGUGGGCUCCCCAGGGCCUCAAAAGGGGAGAUUGGGUACCUGGGGACGGAGCCAAUCUUCACUUGCACCGGGUGGCAGAGAUGCUAAUAAACUGUUUUUUAAUGAA
This is a messenger RNA of Pteropus alecto (black flying fox), 2722 nucleotides long. It is a transcript of the gene TGM1, whose product is annotated as transglutaminase 1. The record is from RefSeq and is a predicted model, not a curated record. The transcript is spliced from 15 exons. Bases 79 to 2547 code for a protein of 822 amino acids. Gene Ontology annotation, molecular function: protein-glutamine gamma-glutamyltransferase activity. Lineage: Eukaryota; Metazoa; Chordata; Mammalia; Chiroptera; Pteropodidae. Gene Ontology annotation, biological process: peptide cross-linking.